Engraulis encrasicolus (European anchovy) is the source of this 2760-nucleotide messenger RNA. RefSeq lists its product as uncharacterized. The transcript has 2 exons. Gene Ontology annotation, molecular function: zinc ion binding; nucleic acid binding. Bases 1669 to 2760 code for a protein of 363 amino acids. The record is from RefSeq and is a predicted model, not a curated record. Lineage: Eukaryota; Metazoa; Chordata; Actinopteri; Clupeiformes; Engraulidae.
GCCAUUGCUCUCGUUCCUUUCUUUUUUUCCGUCAGUCAACGCCACUAAUUGGGUUUUGGGAUGGGCACUGAUUAGGCUGCCUGAACGGCAUAGCUGGGACACCUAUAAAGUUACUUGGGGUCCUUGUAGUAGCACAGGACCCGCUUAGCACGCUCGGUGGUGGUGUUGAUGUUUGAAGGGGCUGUCUUCGCUUCAGGUAUGUUUCUGCUACGUUGCGAGUGUAAAGCUCUUUUACUUAUGAGUAGAAAUCUAAGUGCAUUUGUUUUUAUCGUCCAAGCGUAUGGGGAACUGAGAGCUGCCAGGCUGGUUAUGAAGCCCCGGGUUGAUGUUUACUGGCGGUCACCAUUGCAGUGAAACUGGUCACCUGCAAGUCUAACUUCGGGCAUACGCUGGCAUAACUGGGGAGGUAUGUGACAUUUAGUCUGUAUAUUCCCAUCGGGUCGCGUUGACUGGUCUUCCGCUUUUCGCAGUAUUGUUAAGUGAUUGCACCUUUGUUGAUUUUAGCGUAUGGCACUAGUCCCACCGGCAGCCGUCUCCAUGUUGGACUCGAAGCACCUCCAAACCCCUUAAACCCCUGGGAUACGCUGCUAAGGCUAGGAAAGGUCCGAACAGCCACUGAGCAUCGCUAGCUGCUGUUCUCUCGUUUGUGAAUGUGUGCUUGCUCAAAUGUGUGUGCGUGUGCGUGAACCGGUGCUACUCAUGUUGUUAGGGUAUUCUCUUUUGUUUCCUCUAGCCUGUUAGCGUGCUGUGGUGCAGCCUCUACCGUCUGAAAUAGCUACAGGCUAGAGUGGUUUCUUUUUUUUUCUCUUUUCAUUUGUUUUGUUUGUAUGUUAGCCCCUCCCCUGUCCCUGCUCACUCGUUGCUGGCGCGCAGCGUGCCUACUGACGUGUGUGUGUGAGAGGCCACACGGAAAGGCUAGGUCCUAUCUUAGGCACAGAGUAGUAAAAGGUUUGCUGUGACAUUACGUGACUCCUAGUGUGUAACCGAAAGGUGGGGAUCACUGAGUGGAAAACAAGUGUGAGUUCCAGUGUGUAACAAAACAAGUGUGCAACAAGUGUGAAUUCCAGUGUGUAACAAAACGAGUGUGUAACAAGUGUGGAUUCCAGUGUGUAAGGAAACAAGUGUGAAUUCCAGUGUGUAACAGACACGUGUGUUCGCACCAUAUUAGGUGUAUUAGGGCCCUAGCAUCUCCCUGGUGCUUCUCCCCCUUACUCAGUGGUCUCCUCCUGGCCAGGCCCACGUUUGUGCAGGGGUUUCCCUUUUUGUUGAUGUAUUGUUUAUUUUCUUUUUGUCCCAUUAUACCCGUGGGAACCAGAUUUUAUAUGUAUUUAUUAAUAAAGAAUGUCAUUUUUGUACUUUUCUAAAAAACCUGAGUCUGUCCACCUUUUUCGGUAUUUGGUCCCUUUACUGUCUCUUACGAGGUUAUAGGAAGGUAAAGGGUGGCGUAGUCUACUACACCCUGGCUUUACAUAAAGCUGUAAACUAGAAGUUAAUUGUAACUCCUAUGUAAGCUCUUGGGCGUUACAAUUUUGGCAGUAGUUGGCAGGACGAACAACAAAAAAGUUUCUCUUUUGUUUUUCUAUCUUUAUUUUUUUGCUGGUUUUUUUUUAGUAGCACCGUGUGUGUGUGUGGCUGUGUGCGUGCGAGAGAACAGCAGUUGGCAGAAGGAUGAGUACAAACGACGGCGCUGAGGAACCCGCCGCGGCAAUGCAACGACUACAGGAUCGUGUGGCUCAGCUGGAAGCUGAGAAUGAGAGACUUUCAGAGACUGUUCAGAGACCUGCCACUGGGCAGGGAGGCUCCCAGGCAGUGCGAAGGGAACAAGCACUGUAUUUGCCUCGUGAGAGGCGGUGCCCCAAGUUUUCGGGCUCCACAGCAGCUGGGGCUCUCUCUAUCGAAGAGUGGCUGGAAGAAGCAGAAAGCUGCACACGGUCGAGGUACAUGUCUGAUGUGGACAAAGCAUUGUUUCUGUAUGACCAUCUAGAGGGCGAAGCCCGUAAUGAGAUUAAAUAUAGACCUCGUACUAUCCGGGAAAAUCAUGAGGAAAUUAUGACAGUGUUGAAAGAGGUAUAUGGAAGUUCCAAGUCCUAUGUAUAUUGGCAGCAACGUUUCUUUGACCGCAAACAGAAAGAAAACGAGUCUCUCUUUGAGUUUUCUCAUGCUCUCAUGGAACUUAUGGAUAAAGUAAAGCAAUCGAAAGAGGGUGCCAUUUCAAAUGUCGACAUUGUGCUUAGAGAUCAGUUUUGUGAAAAUGUACGAGAUCACAUGCUGCGUAGAGAACUCAAAAGAUUGGUAAGAGCAGACGAUGAUUUGACCCUGUUGGAUGUUAGAAGUGAGGCCACUAGGUGGGUGGAAGAGGGACAACCGAAUCGCGACAGGGGUCCCCGUCCUCCAGUGCGUGUUAAUGAGGCUACAUAUUCCGCCCAGUGCGACUCCGCCGUAGCCCAAACAUCUGAAGUAGCCGAGUUAAAAGAGAUGGUCUUAAAGCAGCAGGCCCAACUGGACCUGCUGGUUAAGCACCUUGGGCAGCCUUCCGGUAGGCCACAGUCUUCUCAGCCAUAUGGGGCCGGGCGUUUCAAACGUACAGCCGAUGGCAAACCAAUUUGUAUUAAGUGUGGUCAACCAGGGCAUAUAGCUCGCUACUGCCAAUCUGUCCCCCCUCCUGGGAACAAUAGUCGUGCCCCCCACUCGCUAAAUGAGAAUUCCGCUACCCAGUCAGCCCCCCCUGCUAGUAGCUCCACUAGUCAGCAGGGAAACUAG